This is a messenger RNA of Quercus lobata, 1946 nucleotides long. Its product is annotated as geraniol 8-hydroxylase-like. Gene Ontology annotation, molecular function: heme binding; monooxygenase activity; oxidoreductase activity, acting on paired donors, with incorporation or reduction of molecular oxygen. The coding region runs from base 166 to 1761 and encodes 531 amino acids. The transcript has 2 exons. The record is from RefSeq and is a predicted model, not a curated record. NCBI's taxonomy places the organism in Eukaryota, Viridiplantae, Streptophyta, Magnoliopsida, Fagales, Fagaceae.
CUUUUAUUAAUCAUAACUCAUCACAUAAAUGAGUUAGACUUUUAUGUGCCAUUUUAUUUGGCACAAGAAUUUUCCAAUCCACAGAUCAAGCCUAAGCCUUCACAAGUCUGAUCACACCCUUCAUCUCCAAAUCCUCAAACCAAUACUAGCUAGCAACAAUCAACCAUGACUCUCAACUCAGAUUUCCUCCAGAGUCUUAGCAGUGGAAAUGACCCAGUUUCACGCUCACUGCUUCUCACUCUUCUUCUUGUCAUCUUUACUCUCUCUUGGUACGCAUGGGUCACGAUUCACUCCUCCAAAUCUAACAAAACGACGACGACUAAUACUCCUCCGCCGCCGCCAGGUCCACGUGGCAUCCCGUUGAUCGGAAACCUCCUCUCCCUCGAACCGGAGCUUCACUCUUACUUCGCGGGCCUGGCCCAUAUCUACGGGCCCAUAUUCAAGCUUCGGCUCGGCAACAAGGUUGGCAUAGUGGUGAGCUCACCUUCCAUGGCUCGCCAAGUGCUCAAAGACCAAGACGUCACCUUUGCGAACCGUGACAUAACCGAAGCGGGUCGGGCUGCUACCUAUGGUGGAUCCGAUAUAGCGUGGUGCUCAUACGGGCCAGAGUGGCGGAUGUUGAGAAAAGUUUGUGCGCUCAAGUUGCUUAGUAAUAUCACGUUGGACUCCUUUUACAUGCUUCGUCGUAAACAUGUUAGAGAAACGGCUGGGUACUUGUAUAGUCGGGUCGGGUCACCCGUGAACAUUGAGGAGCAAAUGUUCUUAACUAUGUUGAACCUGAUUACCAACAUGUUGUGGGGUGGGACAGUGAAGGAGGGGGAGGAGGGGGCUAGGCUAGGGGCUGAUUUCAGAGAAGUGGUGUUAGGGAUGACGGAGCUUUUGGGGAAGCCCAACAUCUCGGAUUUUUAUCCGGGUUUGGCCCGGUUUGACUUGCAAGGCAUACGGAAUAAGAUGGACGGGUUGGCCCGACGGUUUGAUCGGAUCUUUGAUGUUAUGAUUGAUCAAAGGCUGAAGAUUGAUAAAGAAGGCGGGAGCAGAGGGUCAGAUAGUAAGGACUUUUUGCAGUUUUUGUUGAAAUUGAAGGAUGAAGGUGAUUCCAACACGCCUUUGACCAUGAUCCACCUCAAGGCCUUGCUUAUGGAUAUGGUGGUAGGUGGGACAGACACAUCCUCCCAUACAAUUGAGUUUGCCAUGGCCGAAAUUAUGAACAUACCGGAGGUGAUGAGGAAAACCCUACAAGAAUUGGAAGUUGUAGUUGGCAAGGAUAACAUUGUAGAAGAGUCUCAUAUUCACAAAUUACCAUACUUAUAUGCUGUGAUGAAAGAAACACUGCGAUUACACCCAGCGUUGCCAUUAUUAGUCCCUCAUUGCCCGAGUGAGACAUGUACCGUGGGAGGCUACACCAUUCCAAAAGGGUCUCGGAUCUUUGUGAAUGUAUGGGCAAUACAAAGGGACCCUUCUAUUUGGGAAAAUCCAUUAAAUUUUGAUCCAGAGAGGUUCUUGAAGAGUAAAUGGGACUAUAGUGGAAGUGACUUCAAUUAUUUUCCAUUUGGGUCUGGUCGUAGAAUAUGUGCUGGAACAGCAAUGGCUGAGAGGAUGGUGAUGUAUUCCCUUGCUACACUUUUGCAUUCUUUUGAUUGGAAAUUGCCCCAGGGAGAGAAAUUGGACCUUAUAGAAAAGUUUGGGAUUGUACUAAAAAAGAAGACCCCUCUUGUUGCAAUACCUACCCCAAGGUUAGCUGAUCCAUCUAUGUAUGAGUAAGUUAGAAGUGUAUUUGCUUUGAUAUGAUGAGUGGAAUUGCAAGUUUGCAGCAUCCAUAUUACUACAAGAGAGCAAUAAGUUCACAGGCGCAUCUUUUUUAAUAAUGACUGACAUGCCAUGUAGUGAUUGGUACAUUAUAAAUGUGAUAUCAAUGAUGAGCUUGAGUGAAAGUGAUGUUAUUUAAA